Messenger RNA from Pelobates cultripes (western spadefoot toad), 348 nucleotides. The record is from the annotation of a GenBank genome assembly. Lineage: Eukaryota; Metazoa; Chordata; Amphibia; Anura; Pelobatidae.
AUGAAGGCACUUAAAAGCCACAUAUUCUGGUUCUGCCCAGCACUCACCCAAUACUGGCAAAGAAUCCGAGACCUGAUAGUAUCCAAAGUAGGGAAGAACCUGCCACUUCCCCCGGAACACUACUUCCUCCACAUGCUACUACAGGGUUUCACGGCAUACAAAGCAACACUAAUCACCCACAUCACACUAGCUGCAAAGCAAUAUAUAGCUGCUUUGUGGAAAUCCACCCUGGCACCAGACGUAAAGUCGGUGCUCGCAAAAGUGAGUCUUACUCAACAAUAUGAGAAAAUGUCACACACGAUCAGCGGAACCCUGGCGCACUAUGAGCGUACUUGGUCCAAAUGGUAG